Messenger RNA from Lithohypha guttulata, 819 nucleotides. RefSeq lists its product as uncharacterized. The record is from RefSeq and is a predicted model, not a curated record. NCBI's taxonomy places the organism in Eukaryota, Fungi, Ascomycota, Eurotiomycetes, Chaetothyriales, Trichomeriaceae. The coding region runs from base 1 to 819 and encodes 272 amino acids. The transcript is spliced from 2 exons.
AUGUCGCGUCUCGCCGAAUUAGGCGCUCAACUCUCUCAAUCCCAACCCGCAUACCGCCCAAAGAUAGUCAACACCGAGAGACGCGUCCGCGCACUGCUUGACGGUAGAUGGAUGUUCGACACGACCAACGCAAAACUUGUCUGGGAAAGUAAAUACUUUCCUCAGUAUUGGAUUCCACGCUCUUCGUUCACAUCUGCUACAUCGUUCCCCGAUAGUUCUGCAGGUUCGGAGACUCAGUCCUGCACCCAUGAACUUACUGUUGGGGACAAGACAAUUUGUGCCCUGCUCGUGCCAGAGUCGUUUGAUACUGAGUUGGCCGGAUAUGUGAAGAUCGAAUUUACGGAUUUGGAUGCGUGGUUUGAGGAACAGCAGCAGAUCUAUUACCACCCUAUGGACCCUUAUCAUCGUGUGGAUAUCCUACCCAGUGGACGGCACGUGAAGGUGACAUUGGCAGGACAGACGCUGGCCGACACUGGGUCUGAGGCGGGCGUGAUGAGUCUGUGGGAAACAGAUCUGCCGGGUCGGUGGUACUUACCAGCCACAGCUGUAAAUUUCAGCUUAUUGAGAGUAAGCAAUACGAAGACGGGUUGUCCUUACAAGGGCCAGGCAAGCUAUUAUGAUGCUGUAGUCCAGGGCAAGAAAUAUAAAGACGUGGUAUGGUGGUAUAAAGAUCCUACAGGGGAGAGCAUGGCGAUCAAGGGACUGUUAUGUUUCUACCCCGAUAAGGUUGAAACCUUCGUAGAUGGCGAGCCUAUUGCAAGAACAGGACUGCCCCCUAUGAGCAAGGUCGACAAGGAGAGUAUGGUGCAGUCAAAGUAG